AUGCUUGCGGAUGUCGGUGAAGGCAUUGCCGAAGUUCUGCUCCUCAAAUGGUCGGGUGAAACCGUGGCCCAGCUUGAUACCGUUUGCGACGUUCAAAGCGACAAGGCAACGUUGGACAUUACAAGUCGCUACGACGGCGUCAUCACCAAGCUCUACCAUGCCGAAGGAGACACCGCCAAGGUCGGGCAACCCCUGAUGCAGGUCGAAGUGGAUGAGGACGACGCCGCCGCCGAUGCCGCCCCCUCCAACGCAUCCGAGGCGCCUGCUGCUGCUGCUGCUGCCGCCGCCGCCGAUGGCUCUGCUGCCAGCUCAUCCCCUGCUCCGAGCUCGAACAAGGCCAAGGCUCUCAUGACGCCGGCCGUCCGUCGCAUCAUUCGUGAGCACAACCUCGAGCUCCAUCAGAUUCAGGGCUCGGGCAAGGACGGUCGCGUGCUCAAAGAGGACGGCAUUCAAAAGGCCAUGGUGCAGAGCAUGACCUCCGCCCUCCGUGUGCCCCACUUUGGUUAUGCCGAUGAAGGCAUCAAGCUGUCCUACAUGCCCUUUAUCAUCAAGGCAGCCUCGCUUGCCCUGCAUGAAUACCCCAUGCUCAAUAGCCACGUUGAUGAGGAAUGCACGCAAAUUACCCAGCGCGCAGCUCAUAACAUUUGCGUGGCCAUGGAUACGCCCCAAGGCCUGCUCGUCCCCAACAUCAAGAACGUCGAAUCCAAAAACGUGCUUGAGAUUGCUCAGGAACUCAACACCCUUCAGGAGCUGGGUGCCGCCGGCCGUCUGGGCCGUGACCACUUGAGCGGCGGUACAUUCAGCAUCUCCAACAUUGGCGUUGUUGGUGGUACCUACUUGGGCCCCGUCGUGGUGGUCCCCCAGGUUGCUAUCGCGGCCAUUGGCAAGAUUCAGCGCGUACCUCGCUUCGACGACAACGACAACGUUGUACCUGUCAACGUCAUGAACAUUUCUUUCAGCGCCGACCACCGAGUCAUCGACGGCGUCACCAUUGCCAACUUUAGCAACGUCAUGAAAGAGCUCAUCGAGUCUCCCACUCGUAUGCUCCUUCAACUCAGGUAA
Messenger RNA from Monosiga brevicollis MX1, 1062 nucleotides. RefSeq lists its product as uncharacterized. Gene Ontology annotation, molecular function: acetyltransferase activity; lipoic acid binding. Gene Ontology annotation, cellular component: mitochondrion; cytoplasm. Lineage: Eukaryota; Choanoflagellata; Craspedida; Salpingoecidae. The record is from RefSeq and is a predicted model, not a curated record. The coding region runs from base 1 to 1062 and encodes 353 amino acids. The transcript is spliced from 6 exons.